Molecule: messenger RNA, 1109 nt
Organism: Temnothorax curvispinosus
Lineage: Eukaryota; Metazoa; Arthropoda; Insecta; Hymenoptera; Formicidae
Product: lys-63-specific deubiquitinase BRCC36
Exons: 7
Coding region: 275-1036 (253 amino acids)
Biological process (GO): double-strand break repair
Cellular component (GO): BRCA1-A complex; BRISC complex
Molecular function (GO): polyubiquitin modification-dependent protein binding; metallopeptidase activity; cysteine-type deubiquitinase activity
Source: RefSeq, a predicted model, not a curated record
AAUCACAGCGCCCCGUUGCGUUCGAGCGCGUGUGGCGAAGCGAGGAGGCGGAUCGCGGCAAAGGGGAAGCUGGACAAGAUCGGAGUAUCAGAGAGAGAUCAUUGAACCGCGGGAGCGAGGAACGCGAGGAGUCGCGACUCGACGAGGGAGAGAUCUGUCGACCUGCGCUUAGCCCACGGCUGCAACGUACCUUGACUGCACGUCGCGUGUUUACCUGGACUCUGGACUCCAGAUUGCUAGUUCGCAAUCCGCUGGAUUAAUAUAUUCGUAAACAAUGGAUGACUCUCCACUGCAAAAAGUGGAGCUGCAAACAGACGUCUACAUGGUGUGUUUGCAGCAUGCAUUAUCCACAGAGAACUUUGAAGUAAUGGGUUUACUUAUCGGUAACUUUGCUUGUGGAGUAGCAAAAAUAUCAGCUGUUAUUAUUUUGCGACGUCUAGAUAAGAAGAAAGACAGAGUAGAAAUUUCAUCAGAACAAUUACUAAAAGCUGCUGCCGAAGCCGAACGAUUAACCGUAGAAUUAAAUCGACCUAUGCGUGUCCUUGGCUGGUAUCAUUCGCAUCCACAUAUUACAGUUUGUCCAUCACACGUUGAUGUCAGAACUCAAGCUACCUAUCAAACAAUGGAUCACAGUUUUGUAGGCUUAAUAUUCUCAGUGUUUUCAGAGGGCAAAGAAUCAAAAGAACACGAAAUCUUCUUAAAUUGUUUUCAAUCAGAUAAUGGUGAAGCUACAGAGAUACCAUUAGAGAUAGUACAUACUCCAGAUAUUUCAGAUAGAUGUUUAAGAACAAUGACAGACCUGUCAAAAAUUUUGGUGCAAGAAGAAGAAGAUAUGGCUGAAGCCUGUAAAGAUCAUCCAGAUGUCCUCGCCAGUAUUCACAAUGACGCUGUCAGGACACGUGCGUUAGUUCACAUAACAGAUAUCAUUACAAAGCCUUUGGUACAAACGUUUGAAAAAAGAAUAGCGUUAAAUAAAUCGCGUAGUAUACAUCUCCGAAGACAACUACAAGAAUUACAAAAGAUGUGCAGUGGAUAAAAAUACUUUUUCGGAAUCAAUAAUUUCUUACAAAUGAAUAAUUUGUUUGCUCUUUAAAUAAUAAGCUCUUAUG